UGAUUUAGUGUUUGCUGAGGAACUCUUGGUCCUGCUUAGGAGCCACCCCAUCUCACCAAUCUAUCACCAAACCAAAUUCUAAAUUCCAAACCCCAAAACACACACACACAAAUCCCAAUUUCAAAGGUACAAAGAAAGUGCAACAACCAAACACACAAACACAAACACAUGAAUCAUAAUUAAAAUAAAAAUAAAAAUAAAAAACACACACACACACUCUGACACUACCCUGUUCUGUUCUGUUCUGUUCUGUUUCACAAAAUGGAUUGUUGGACUUCUUCUCUCCCUCUUGAUGAUGAAUUCGAAAAACUUGUAAUUCGAAUGAAUCCACCAAGAGUCACUGUGGAUAAUACUUCAAGCAGAACAACAACUUUGAUAAAGGUUGAUAGUGCUAAUAAGCGUGGAAGUUUGUUGGAAGUUGUUCAAGUUCUUACUGAUAUGAAUCUCAUUGUUAGAAGAGCUUAUAUUUCUUCUGAUGGUGGAUGGUUCAUGGAUGUUUUUCAUGUUACUGAUCAAAAUGGGAAAAAGUGUCUCCAAGAAGAUGUAGCUGACAGAAUUCAACAGUCACUUGGUCCAAGAGUCCGUAGUUUCCGAUCCGUGAGAAGGUCAGUCGGUGUUCAAUCCGUGGCUGAACACACAACGAUCGAGUUAACAGGACGCGAUAGGCAAGGAUUGCUUUCAGAAGUUUUUGCUAUUCUUGCAGACCUCAAAUGCAAUGUGGUAGCAGCCGAAGUUUGGACUCACAAUUCAAGAAUGGCGUCAGUCGUAUACAUCACCGACGACGUAACAGGAUUGCCAAUCGACAAUCCUGAUCGCCUCGCCAAGAUUAAGCAUCUUCUCCUUUAUGUCUUAAAAGGAGAUGUCGACAAGAAGAACGCCAACACUGCUGUUUCUUUUGCUUCUACUCAUAAGGAAAGGAGGUUGCAUCAGCUGAUGUAUGCUGAUCGCGAUUACGACAUAUACGAUGGAGAUUCUUGCGCAACAAGUGAUAGAAACAAGCUCCAUGUAACUGUUGAUGAUUGCAUAGAUAAGGGAUAUACUGUCGUGAACUUGAAGUGUCCGGAUCGACCGAAGUUGCUGUUCGAUACUGUGUGUACACUCACAGAUAUGCAGUAUGUUGUGUACCAUGGAACUGUCAUUGCUGAAGGACCAGAAGCUUAUCAGGAAUAUUACAUAAGGCAUGUGGAUGGAUAUCCUAUCAGUUCUGAAGCUGAAAGACAAAGAGUGAUUCACUGCUUGGAGGCUGCAGUUCGGAGACGAACAUCCGAGGGAAUUAAGCUAGAACUCUCUGGUGACGACAGAGUUGGCCUUUUGUCUGAUGUAACUCGAAUCUUUAGAGAAAAUGGCCUUUCGGUGUGCCGCGCUGAGGUUACAACAAGAGGUUCCCAAGCCAUGAAUGUUUUCUAUGUGACUGAUGUGUCUGGAAAUCCUGUCAAGAGUGAAACAAUCGACGCAGUGCGAAAAGAGAUCGGAUUGACUAUACUGCGCGUAAAAGAAGAUACUGCGUGCUCGAAAUCUCUGUCCGAGGAGAGUGGAAAAUUCUCUUUAUGUCAUCUCUUUCGAUCGAGGUCCGAAAAGCUUCUUUACAAUUUAGGUCUAAUGAAGUCUUAUUCUUGAACCUAGUUGUGUAUUUUGCAUAAUGUUUUUGUGUUUGUAAAUAGUAGUUUAGUUUUUUCACCUAGAAUUAGACUUCUUUGAAACCUCAUUGCAAGUGCUUUAUGGUUUAAUCUUUCAAGAUUUGGUUUCUUUGUUAAGUUUUAUUCAAAUAUGUUAGAUUGUAGAGUUUUAUUUAGGCAUGUUUUUCUUGAAAUAUGUAUAUUAAUGUGCCUUAUCAUAAUAUCCUUGUGGCUUUAA
This is a messenger RNA of Cicer arietinum (chickpea), 1854 nucleotides long. RefSeq names its product ACT domain-containing protein ACR4-like. Lineage: Eukaryota; Viridiplantae; Streptophyta; Magnoliopsida; Fabales; Fabaceae. The record is from RefSeq and is a predicted model, not a curated record.